AUGUGUAUCAGGCACGAGGCCGAUGGUCGCUUGGUUGACCAGACUGAUAUGGAUCCACAGGAGCGGUUACCACGUAUUGAACGGCUUUCUCUGGAGUGCUACCGAUUCGAUUCCGACAUGAGAGGGCUACAGUUCCACUUGAGUUCCUUUCUUUGCAAACGUCACGACUUCGAGGAGCUGGAAUUGGAAUCUCUGGGCGUUUCACGUGCAAUUAUUGGAGUGAUCGUUAAGCGCAAUGGGAGUACUAUUCGAAAGCUACAUAUCCACAAUCUCGAACAAGCGGUGUUACUCUGGCGCACUGACCAGCCAGUCCCGCAAUGCGAGUCCAGUAUUCCAUCUCACGUCAUCCUCAGCAUUUGGAGCUACUGCCCUCACCUCCGCUCACCAGAGCUCGAUCUGACUAAGACAGACAUCACAGGGCACUCCGACAUAAACACCCAACUCAGUGCUCUCGCCAUUGAUUCGAACAACCCAUACAUGGCUGUGGUUCGAGUCCGCGAUCUUGCUUGCGAGAUUUGGUCCUACUUCCCCGAGACCUUUCGCGUCGUGACUCGAAGCCUCGCACGGAAUGGGACACAGCUCGGGGGCAAUUGCUCCUGGUUGGCGACUCGGAAUUUUGAUGAUCUGGAUAUCGAUGGGUGGGAUGUUGAGAUCGUCGAUGAAGUCGCGGCGGCUGCAGAGAGGAAGCUGAGGGUCUGGGCCCGGGCCGUGGAGGUUCCGUUUGAACCAACCUACUGA
Molecule: messenger RNA, 738 nt
Organism: Letharia lupina
Lineage: Eukaryota; Fungi; Ascomycota; Lecanoromycetes; Lecanorales; Parmeliaceae
Exons: 4
Coding region: 1-738 (245 amino acids)
Source: RefSeq, a predicted model, not a curated record